AUGCCAGUUCCUGCCGUAGCAGUCAGCGGGUCGACGGUGCAGCAACAGGUCUUGUUGCAACACCAGCUGCAGCAACAGCUGGAAGAUCAGCUUCAGCAGUUACAACAGCUCCAACAGCAAUUGCUGCAGCAGUCUUCCACCGCUCAAGAGACUCCAGGGAGACAAGGUCCAACCCUGGGGUCUAAAGGUCAUCCGGUUACCUCAUACUUGAAUUUAGGCGACAGCCCAUCGUCGGCCCUAGCAUUGGUGAGUUCUUUGUUAGGGGGCUCGGCGGCGGCAUCUCUGCGGCUUCCAGCUUUCAGUAGUACCUCGGCAGUUCCUUCGGCAUCGCGCUGCCCAGAAGGACAGCAGCAACAAGCGACUCCAAAACCUGCAGGCGUCGAUUCGGCGAACGAUCAGCAAGUGACCCCGCAAGAAUUUCCAUCUGUCGGGGGUGUUACAUACAAUGUGAAGGGUGCCUGCUGGGAGGUGGCCGUGAAAGGCCGCGAAACUACAAAGAUAUUUAGCACCAGAAAGUUUGGAGGCCUAGAAGCAGCUUACGGCGCAGCAGUCAUGUGGAAACGCAAGGUAGACAGAGGCGAACAGGGUGAUGAUGACGCAGAUGGGCCUGAGGGAGUAGAAGGUCCAGCAGACGAUGAAUAUCUAGACGAGGUCGAAGGGCUUGGGGUCAGUGCCUCUUCAGCGAAGUGGGAAGCCGGUAUAGAAGCAGAAGAACCCUUAAGAAAAAGAGCGGUUUACUCCAGGCCUGACCCCGUUGUGGGUUCUGUGGGUGUUGCCAUGCAGCAACAGCAAUUUGGGCAGUCACUGGUUCCGCCAUCAAUUCACAUCACAACAGUAUUGGACGAUAGCCAAGGCGUUCAGCAGCAGUUGUCCACAGCACCAAGCGUUUGA
This is a messenger RNA of Eimeria mitis, 891 nucleotides long. RefSeq lists its product as uncharacterized. The record is from RefSeq and is a predicted model, not a curated record. Lineage: Eukaryota; Apicomplexa; Conoidasida; Eucoccidiorida; Eimeriidae. The coding region runs from base 1 to 891 and encodes 296 amino acids. The transcript has 2 exons.